UCUGUGGGCGUGGCUGUGUGACGUCACCGCCUCGCUCCAUGCGAGUCAAUUCAUGCCCGCCUCAUCACAUCGCCUCGCGCCUCAAACCCCGUCAGCAGCAGAACGGCUCCGGAGGGGGAAAAAAACAAGAUAAAUCGGAAUAUUUGGGACCUAAAGUUAGACGUGCUAUUUCUUUUAAACAGUGGAAAACAACAACAAGAACAACAGGAGAAAUACGCUGGGAGCAACUUUUAAAGCAGGAUGACCCCAGGCAACUACUUAAAGACCCAUUGUUAAGCUUCUGCUGGAUUUGCAGAACCCGCUUCUCAUUAAGGGAAAGAAGAAAGGCUCCUGCCAUGACAGAUUACCACGUUUGCCCCAGUAAGAAAACUAUAGAUGGUGAUGAAUCCCCAGUGAUCAGUGCCAUCAUGUUUGGCUUGGGAAUCUUUGGCAACGUUGCUGCCAUGGUGAUCCUUGAAAUCCGUCGGCGCAGGGACUUGAAGGCUAAUGACAGGCGACACAGGGGGUUGUUCCACAUCUUUGUAAUCUCGCUGGUGUUUACUGACCUGGCUGGGACAUGCAUGAUCAGCCCCAUCGUGCUGAUUGCAUACGCAAGGAACAUGACUUUGAUUGGGAUGGCAAAGAAUUCCAACAGUUCUGCUGCCAUCAUCAGCACUAGCAGCACAUGUCAGUACUGUGGUGUCAGCAUGACCUUCUUCGGCCUGGCCACCAUGUCGCUCCUCUUCAUUACAGCACUGGACAGAUGCUUUGCCAUAGGACACCCCUACCUGUACAACCGGCUUGUCACCAAGAAAUGGGCUUAUAUUACAAUUCCUGUUAUGUUUCUUAUGUGUACCUUAUUCUGUCUGCUUCCUUUUGUGGGAUUCGGUACAUAUGUACAAUACUGCCCUGGCACAUGGUGCUUCUUUGACAUGAACCCCACGAAAGUUGCAGACCGGGUCUAUGCUAAUUUAUACGCCACAAUUAUGCUGGUGUUGGUGCUGUCAAUUGUAGCCUGCAACGGAUUUGUGGUGUACCAGCUGUUCCGGAUGUACCGGCGUCGGAACAAGCAAGGCUCAGCGAUGAAGAGCAUGAGAGCCAGCAACGAGCACAGGAUGUUCGUGGCUCAUGAAGUGGAGCAUCUAAUCCCGCUGGUCUUCAUGACUAUCAUCUUCAUCGUCUGCACAAUGCCCCUGGUGAUCCGAGUGUACGUCAACUCUACAGGGUUGUAUUUGAAGUCCCAUGAAUUGGACCUGAAAGCCCUGCGAUUCAUCUCCUUCAACUCCAUCAGCGAUCCAUGGGUCUUCAUCCUUCUCUCCCCCAGCGUGCUGCACUUUUUCUGUUUGGGAGCCUGCAAGGCCCCGCUGGGAAAAUUCAGGAGCUCUGUGACCGAGACGACACUGGCCAAAGAGAACUGCCGUGCACCUCUAGAACUGUCUCGUCCGGGCCUGUGGACUGAUCGUCCUCACACAGAGGAAAAUGUAUGAAAAUAACAGUGUAGUUUGUUUCUUCACAUUUAUAUUUAUUGGACAGACUGUUUGGAAGAGUGUAAUCUUGCCUGUGGAAUUCUCACGUGCUGGAGAUGUUUAACUGGCUGCAAUGACUUUCCCAUGUUUAUUUUCUGGGUGUUUUCAUUUCAUUAUGGUCAUUGCUCUUUAACUGAUAAGCACCAAGAAAAUCUCCAGCAGCCAAUUAAAGACUGCUCCCACUCACUUUGUGGUUUUCUGCCUAUUAUUGUUGAAUGCAAAAGGGGUUUUCUGAAACUGUCAUGUUAACGUCUCAGUUGCUUUUACUAUUUACCAUCAAUGAAUCAAUUUAACAGUAAAAGCCUGCUGGUUGGAGAUAAAGGAUCGAAGCUCAUAUUGAAAUGAUGCAGAUGAUCUGUGAAAGCUUUGUGUGUGCAUUGGUCAGUAGGGAAACCCAGAUAAAUGCUGUCAAACAAAACCGUCAAACCAUCCCCAUAGCAUAUGCUACCACCACCAUGCUUCAGCUUGGGGAUUGUGUGUUAUGGGUAAUGUUGGUUUUCUACCAGUCACACUCGGAGCAUCUUCUUCCACGUUGCUUUAUCCCCUACUUGGGUUGUUGAAAGCAACGACCUGCAUAGUUUUCCUUUAUCUUCACAAAGUAGUCUGUGUUGGUGGGUCAAAUAAAACCCUAUAAAAUAGGCUGAAGUUUGUAGAUGUAGAGGGACAAAAUGUGAUCAGUUCAAGAGAUAUGAUCAUUACUGGCCAAACAGGUAUUACUGGGCCAGUGACCAAUAAGCCCACAAUUAAUAUUUACUUGUGAAAAAUGAAAUCACAAAGAAUUUAUUUGGACAAAUCAGUGAGAUGUAAUUAUACUUUACUUGGCUGUUUCAUACAACAAUUCUGCAAGAUUCUUCUUGUGAAAAUGUUGAUUUCAUGAGAUCUCAGUUUCCCUCACUAUUACUUUGCUGCACACUGCUAGUGCCAGUUGGAAAGGUCAAAGGCCAGAAAAGCUCAGAGAAUUUUCGGUGUCCGAACUUUCACUCAGGGAAUGAGUGAACAUCUUUGCAACUUAUACUGAUUCAUGCGAUGUUUCAUUUUUAUUGACAUGUUUAUUAUGUAGCAUAAAUGUAUUUAAUUAAACUGUUCAUAAAUGUUCAUUGUGUUUCGACUUAAAAAAUCUUGCGUCUGAAACAGCGUUUGACAGUUGUGGCUCAGGUGGUAGCAAGCCUGCGGUAGCAUCCAAGGUGUACCCUCUACAUGCUGAAGAGUCUCGGAGCAAAUUCCUCCAGGUAGUCCCCCACCUUGCAUUGCACCUCCACUGCUUUGUUGUGUGCGAGUGAAUGAGAAGCACUGUAAAAUGCUUUCUAGAACCACAGACUAUAAACACUUAGUAUGAUAUCACAAAAUACUUGUGUAACUAAUAUUUCUGUGAUUAACUAAAUUAGUACAAAUGACGUCAGCACCGACACUGACAAAAAGGGAUUCCUUUUUUGUUGAGGGGUUGUGCGAAGUAAUUAAGAGUAGUUAGUGUCUUGUCUGCAGCAGAUAUCGAUUGUACCUCAACCUACCUCACUCUUAUUUGAAUAUACAUCCUUACAAAUGACCCCAGAGAAUGGAAAGCUCAAAAGGAUAAAACAGCUUCUUUGUGUCCUCUGCUCAGCCUUCCUGUUAUCUACUUUUAGUCUGCUCUCUCUCUCCCUCUCUUGCAGCCUGAAUAACCCACAGACUACUGGGUUUCAUGGAAAAAGCAGUUUACAGACUAUUUGUUUUUAGUAUUUUCAAGUCAAAACCUUUUACAUGUUUCCUACAGGGUUAACUCACAAAACAACUUUACUACUAACUGCAACUCUUCUUAGAUUGUUGUCAAGUUUAAAUAGAAGCCCGAGGUGUAGGCUUCUCUGCCAUGAAUAUGUCAGAGGAGGAAAAAACCCAAACAUGUGAGCUAGUGUUACAAGUGUUACAUAAAAGCAGAGGAACAAUUUAAAUUGUAACAGUCUGGCCUCCAAGCUUGAAUAACAUGAAAGAGGCUUCUGAACAGUGUUUUGGUGUUUUUGGCAGUAAAUUGGUCAGGAAAUUGAUAAAUUGGCUUGGUAUGGUGAGACACAUGAGGAAUUGGAGGUCAUUGUGAUAUUUAAUUCCAUUAUAUCUGUAAACAGUACUAUUUUUUCUGUUGCUGUAUUGUUGAGCUCUGAAUUAAAAUGUUCAGUGUUUACUAUAGUGACCUACUGCUUGAUGUCAGCAAUAUGGAUGAUUUUUGCUAUACGUGUCAGUGAAUUUGUGAAUGUGUGUAUUUAUGCUUGUGUCAAUGUGGCUACAGUCAUCCAUUUAAUGUGUGUGAGAAUGUAUCUGACUGACAAACAGCAGUUAUAAUAUGAAUGAACACUGCCUAUGUGGAUGUCAUGUACUCUUCAAGUACUGUAAGGUAAAAAAAGGAAUGCACUGAGCACUCAAGCAUGUAUGGAGGAGUUUGAUGGCUUGUGUAAAUAAACAUCUAAUCUAAAAUA
This is a messenger RNA of Girardinichthys multiradiatus, 3949 nucleotides long. It is a transcript of the gene ptger2a, whose product is annotated as prostaglandin E receptor 2a (subtype EP2). The record is from RefSeq and is a predicted model, not a curated record. Gene Ontology annotation, molecular function: prostaglandin E receptor activity. NCBI's taxonomy places the organism in Eukaryota, Metazoa, Chordata, Actinopteri, Cyprinodontiformes, Goodeidae. Bases 39 to 1466 code for a protein of 475 amino acids. The transcript is spliced from 3 exons. Gene Ontology annotation, biological process: adenylate cyclase-activating G protein-coupled receptor signaling pathway; cellular response to prostaglandin E stimulus; positive regulation of cytosolic calcium ion concentration. Gene Ontology annotation, cellular component: plasma membrane.